CCAUAUGACUACAUGGCCUCCAUUAUAGAACCUCUCACCAGCUCUCCCGUGGUCGUCUGCUUGCUCCAGAAGCGCCCUCAUGGAUUCCACAUCGAUGAAGAAGUCUGCUUUUCUGGUGAAAUCCAGAUUAGUCGUUGAGAGAAGGUUGAUGAAGGGCAGUUGAGACUCGAGGGAGAGACUAAAGAUUGAGGGCACAUAGGAUUUCUUGCCGUUUGUUUUUAUCUCUUGCGGAUUUAUGAUCAUGGCAGGAAUGCUCCCUGGGGUUGAAUACGCUCGCCGGAGACGCCUCCACCUCGGCGGCCCUUCGACUGAUGCGACAAGGAGAUCAUCCUUUAGCGUGUACACGACAGCACAUGAGAAAACCACGAAAAGGAGCAUCUUGAACCAAGAACUCCAUGAUGAAGCACUCGGACACAUCGCCAGGGAAGCUAAAGAGAGGUUGGAUGCCAGAUUAAAGAUCAGAAGACAUAACAGUGCUGGGAGCAUGGAGCAGAGCAAGAACGAGGGGCAGGGAGAGUUGCACGAGAUCCCUGGCAAUGUGCAGAGGGAGGUGUACUCUUCCAAGAACAGCAAGAAGAAGUUCAGCUGGAGCAAGAUGGGGUGGACGUCGCCGGAGCAGUCUGACUGCGCGGUAUGCUUGGAAGAGUACAAGACCGGGGACAUCCUCGUGCACCUGCCUUGCGCGCACAGGUUCCACUGGAACUGUGCCCAACCAUGGCUGGAGACCAGCUCUUACUGCCCUUGCUGCAGAACGACCAUAUUUGCAGAGUGGGAGCAGUCAGUGAAAUGAAUGAUGUGAUGAUUACUAAUGAAGAUCCAGUGUUUUAUUAGACAGAGAUGACGUUGGUUUUUUGUGAAUAUUCAUUCCUUUAUCUUCUAAGUUCAAAGAAGAAUGAAGUGAUGCCUGUGAAAUGAUGAUGUGAUUACUAAGGAUGUUCUUACGAGGUGUCCAAUUGACUGUAUCCAUGGUUCGUCGGAAUGAUCCCGAUGACUGUUACGAAUUCUA
Messenger RNA from Zingiber officinale, 1006 nucleotides. Its product is annotated as probable E3 ubiquitin-protein ligase RHY1A. The transcript is spliced from 3 exons. The record is from RefSeq and is a predicted model, not a curated record. NCBI's taxonomy places the organism in Eukaryota, Viridiplantae, Streptophyta, Magnoliopsida, Zingiberales, Zingiberaceae. Bases 236 to 790 code for a protein of 184 amino acids.